This is a messenger RNA of Liolophura sinensis, 9641 nucleotides long. RefSeq lists its product as uncharacterized. NCBI's taxonomy places the organism in Eukaryota, Metazoa, Mollusca, Polyplacophora, Chitonida, Chitonidae. Bases 1 to 9528 code for a protein of 3175 amino acids. The transcript has 59 exons. Gene Ontology annotation, molecular function: calcium ion binding; heparin binding; Roundabout binding. The record is from RefSeq and is a predicted model, not a curated record. Gene Ontology annotation, biological process: axon guidance; negative chemotaxis.
AUGGCGGACAUAUACAGAGACAGAGUGACAGAUUGUGUCCUUACACGCCUUGGUGACAGUCACAUAACCUUACAGUUCCCAAGAGGCGGGCGUGGUGACGGCUUUAAGCCUUCACCUGGAAUAAGGGAAGGACACGUAUUUUACAAGACGGAGAAAAGAAGAGAGUUUUCGAUCGCCCAAAGCAAUAACUUGAUAUGCCCCGAAGGCUGGUACAAACACCCUAGCGGGAAAUGUUUCCUCGUAAUCAGUGAAUCCGUCCCCUGGGAGGUGGCCAACACCACAUGUUAUCGCAAUGGCGGGAAGCUGGUGGAGCCUGCACCGUACGGACAGAAUAACUACAUCGGAGGACUGGCCGCAACCGCCUCCAUCAGGCAAUUCUGGAUUGGAUAUAACAGACGGGGCUUCGCGCCUGUCACGGGCAGCUCGGUGGAUGGGCAAUGGAGUGACGGAAGGCCGGAAAUGGCCUACUUCGGUCAUUGGGGUUACGGUAACCCGGAUGUGACGGCCGGCGAGUGCGUGUACGCGGAGUGGACGACAUCUCGCACUCUCUGGUACUUCGACCAGUGCUCCCUUCCAAAACCGUAUGCCUGUGAAAUUUCGGCGUGUCCACAAGGCAAUUUCCAGUGUGUUCUGUCAGGUCGCUGCAUUUCUACAGAUGAUGUGUGUAAUGGAGUUGAUAAUUGUGGAGAUGGUUCUGAUGAAGCAAACUGUGGUCAGGACUGUAGCUAUGUAGUGGAGGACACAGGUGUGGACAUAGAGUCUCCCAAAUUCCCUAACCAGUAUGACAACAGCAGAACCUGUCAGUGGACUCUGGUGGGACCGGUGGGAUCCAGGAUAGAACUCAAGUUCUCCAGCUUCAACACAGAGGAAGAUGUGGAUGUGGUGGAGAUUCGUGUGGGGGGCCAAACUUUGUCCACGACCUCACGCUUAGCCCUCCUGUCUGGCAGGAAUGUGGACACAUCACAGACAUUUGUCAGUUCUAACAACCUCAUGAUCAUUCGUUUUAAAACUGACGAGUCUGUUUCUGCUCCAGGUUUUUCGGCCACCUGGUCAACAAGCUUCACCUGUGGUAUGAUGAAGCUGGCUGGCCACAAAGCCUCUAACUUCCCUCGUGGUGUACAGCAGACCCUGUCCCUCGAUACCACUCAGGGGGUGUCUUACUGUGAGUCACUGUGUCUGAACCAGGCCUGUGCACUGUUCACGUACCAGCCUUCCAGCAGACGCUGCACUCUGGCAGACCAACUCACCAUGCCCAUUGAGGACAUCAGUUAUGAUGUAUAUGUCAAGCGGUGCCCCGGCCAGAUUGGGGAUGAGCCUUUGUCUCAGCUACCUAACUCCGGAGGGGCAUUAGUGGCUGUGUCCACGAGUCGUCAAGUCGGCACCCCUUUCUACCCCAUACAGUUACCAGGUGGCCUUUGGGUCAUCUAUACCAUUGAGGCAGAGUCUGAAUUUGUCAUCUCUGUGGAGCUGUUGGACAAUGAUGUAGGUCCCCAGGAUUAUGUGAUGAUCUAUGACGGAGAUUCGGCAAGGGACCCACUGCUCGCUCGGUUUACAGCUGCAUCUCUGAAACAGACAGUUAUCUCCACCUCACGAAUCAUCCUUGUUCACAUUCGCACGGAAACAGUCACCGCAGGAAGAGGAUUUCUCUUAUCCUACAGACAAGGUUGUAACAUGGUGUUGUAUCAAGAGUCUGGAGUCAUUGCAAGCCCAGGUUACAGCAGCCGCCCCUAUCCUAGUCAGACCAUCUGUACCUGGCACAUCAGCAACCCCUUGCCACGCCCACUCAAGAUGCAGUUCAUCAGCCCUUUUGACAUGGAAACUGACAAGGAUUUUGUGCAGGUGUUCCGUGGUGUUAGUGACCGUGGACAGGCUCAGCACCCAGGGCUAGGGUUCACAGGUCAGGUCCUCCCUAGUUCUGCCCUCACCACACAGACAGGACAGCAGGGGCAGUUCUAUGUCAGGAUGAUCACAGGGGCCGUGGGAAACGGGGUCGGCUUCAGUGCCAGGUUCUCCUCAGAUUGUCCCCAGAUAGAUACAGGAUCUAAGAACAUCCAGGUCUCCCCUGCUAAUGGUGGUGCUGGGUUUGGUGUGGUGAUUACAGUGCAGUGCUCUUCUGGCUCAGUGUUCACAGAGGCAAAGUACCGUGGUCAGCCCAGUGUGACCGUCACCUGUCUUCUGGGAGGCACCUGGGACUUGACUCCCUUUCCAGAGUGUGCCCCUGUGUUCUGUGGGCAAAUUCCGGCUGUGACUAAUGGUUUUAUCAUCUUUAAUGGAGGCCUUUACUCUGGGAACAAUGUGAGAUAUCAGUGCGCUCCUGGAUAUAACCUUAUAGGCUCAAGUCUGAUUACCUGCCAGAGUGAUGGUACCUGGAGCUCUCCUCCCAGCUGUACAGCUACAAGUUGUCCUGUCCUGCCUCCCAUCACUAAUGGUCGCUACUUCAUAUUGUACGGCUCUGGCACCACGUUCAGCACCGUGGUGGAGAUCAGGUGUGAGGCUGGGUAUGAAGUGGUGGGACUGGCCCGCCUGGUCUGUGGUCAGGGCAACACCUGGUCAGGCUCUCCUCCCACCUGUCAAAAGAGACUAUGUAACAUCCCUGAGCUGGAGAAUGGUAUUACCCUAAACAGAGAGAGAACGUAUGCAGCAGGGGACUCUGUGCAGGUUCAGUGUAACCCAGGUUACACUGUGAAGGGCCUGAACCCAUACAGGUGUGCUGUUGAUGAUUACCCCACCUGCGAAGACAUUAAUGAGUGUAUCUCUGGGAUAUCUGGCUGUCAGCAAGGCUGUAUUAACAGCCCAGGUGGCUUUGAGUGUACAUGUUAUUCUGGCUACAGGAAGAACGUGAACCAAACCAAUGUUUGUCUGAACAUCAAUGAGUGUGACGAGGGCUACUGUCACCAGGGUUGUGUGGACUUAACAGGAGGUUACAGCUGUCAGUGUGACAGAGGCUAUGAGUUAUACCGGUCAUUUGGUCAGCACGGACGCUAUCUGCUGGGGGAAGACGGCACAGAAGUCUGGCAUCUUUUCUCCAUUAACCACACCUGUAUACGUUUGCCAUGUCCAACACGUCCCCUUACCCUAGUCAAUGGCCGUGUUCUGUCCUCACAAACAACCUUCGUGUAUGAGGACACCAUUCAGUACCUGUGUAAUUUAGGUUAUAAGAUGAAUGGCUCACCUGUCUCCACCUGUCAGUCUAACGGAGCCUGGGACUUAGCUGUACCCACCUGUACAGCAAUCACAUGUCCCCCAGCGGAGCUGCCCUUGGACAAUCCAGCAACCCCUUCCAAACUGGGCAGCGCAGUUCACAGAGAGACUAUUCAGUACACAUGUACUCUACCUAAUGGGGUACAGGAGGUUCGUAAGAGGCAGUGUUUGUACAACAAGGAGACGGACAGUUACCAGCUCAUCGGGGACAGCCUCACCUGCCCAGUAGUAAACUGUGGUCCCCCGAUGCAGAUCAGUGGCUCCCUGCCCUACACACUUACCUCAACCAUCUUCCCUGCCCAGUUCACCUUUAACUGCCGUGGUCCCCUGUGGGUGGUCAAGGGCUCUAGUUCCCGGCAGGACAACAUCAUUCGCUGUGAUUCUGAUGGGAAGUGGGACUACGGAAGCCUGAGCUGCGAUGUUGGGACAGCCAGAAGAGGACCCACCUGUCUGGACCCUGGUCGGCCAUUGGAUGGACUUCAGGUGACCACAUCGUAUGAGGAGUACAGCCUGGUACACUGGAACUGUCUGAGGCCUGGCUAUCAGCCUGACCCACCUACCCCUAUCAUGUGUAUAUACAAUGCCAGUGCCUCGCCCGUGCCCCUCUCCUGGAACGGCUCUGUGCCCGUCUGUGUUGAUGUGGAGAGGCCUGUGUUUACUAAUUGCCCCACAGAAGUGAUCCUGACUCAGGUGCACAAAUCCCCAGGCUUCCCGGUUCCUGUGGCACAGGACAACUCUGGAGCUAUUGCCAGCACCCGCACAAGCCCUACCAACUUCAGCCCCUUCAUUCCUGUCUCCACAGACCUGGAGGUCACAUACUUUGCCACGGACCAUGCCUCCAACACUGCCACCUGUAUCAUUAACAUCAAAAUUCAAGAUGAACGGCCCCCUCAGAUCAGUGGCCCCAGCUCAGUCCAUGUGGAGAUCACCUCCCCCACAGAGGUUGUCACUGUCAAUCCGUCAUCACUUGGCUGGACUGUCACCGGUGAGGAGUAUCCUACCAGUCUCUACUUUGAUCCUCCCUAUAUGAACCUGACCAAGGAUGACAUUGACCGUAUCCACUACAUCACCGGCACUGCGGAGGAUAGGACAGGUAACACGGCCACCAGUCGCAUACAGGUGGCUGUCACAGGUACAAAGUGUAGACCCUGGUCUCUAGUGGUGCGUAAGGGGAGGGCCUUCUGCCUGCCUAAGAGUGCCCCCCAGGUGGGCUACGUCUGUGAUAUCAGGUGUGAUCCCGGCUAUGGUUUCUAUGAGAACAUCAACAUUGAGGAGCUGAGGAUGGAGUGUGAUGAUGGUCAGGAUUGGAGCAGGAAGGUCCCUGAGUGUGUUGCUAUGCACUACCCAACAUACCGACAAGAGUUCCAGCUACAUUACCCCAAGCCCUCGACCCUCACUAGCCAGGGCUGUAAUAAUGUGUACAGCCAGCAAUUGACCACAGGGGUCAGUCUUCUCAUGGACAUCUUUACUAAGACUGUAUGUAAGGAUGUUAAGCCCGCUGUGACGGUCAGUCUGGUGACGAGUGGUCUGAAUGUCACUGUGGCAUCCACGAACACAGGAGGGGAAGAGGUACGUGUGAGACUGAGUCUGGAGAUAGGCCCUAGGCGCUAUGAUAACCGUCCAUACACCACCUGUGCUGCCUACAUAUUCAGAGCUUUUAACCAGCCCCAACUCCAGUACCUGACCAACAUCACACCCCUCAACCCCAACCAGCAGAAUGGCUGCCCCACCCUACAGAUGCAGUUUGAUGGCAUGGCAUAUAACGACUUUGAGUGUGUUGGCCAUGAGGAAUUCAGACAACGAACAGAUUACCCCAGGACUUACUGCUUGGAGUGCCCGCUUGGCUACUACACAGAGGAUCGUCGAGUGUGUGUCCCAUGUAAGGCAAACACAUACCGGGAAACCCUGGGUGCUGAUUAUUGCCCAGCUUGUCCUGCAGGGUCACGCUCCACCACCGUGGGGGCCCGAUCCAUUGAUGAGUGCAGCAGAAGGUGUCCUGAGGGAAUGGUGUCCCCACUGGGUGUGGCCCCGUGUAAUGAAUGCCCUAUCAACACCUACUCCCUCAACACCACAUUCUGUGCAUUGUGCCCCUCGGGUACCUUCACCAGAGGACCUGGCAAGGGAAGCAGAAGCGACUGCAUACAACAAUGUGCCCCUGGGUCAUACUCGGUGGAUGGCCUUCAGCCCUGCACUCAGUGCCUCCUGAACACCUACCAGUCCAGCCCCAAACAGACCAAGUGUAUCGCAUGUCCUGACACCCAACACACUUCUCGUACUGGAUCUACCACUCUUACAGCCUGUGUCAACUCAUACCAGAAGCUGUGCCUCAGCCCUAACCCGUGUGUGAGAGGGAUUUGCCGUGUGGCUUACUAUGACUACUAUUGUACAAACUGCCCCUCAGGCUACACUGGUCGUCGAUGUGAGGAAUUUAUCAACCCCUGUGCAACCAGCCCAUGCCACAAUGGAGGCACUUGUAUCCUGUCCCUGUUGACAUUCCGCUGUGACUGUCCACCUGGAUCAUCAGGGGAUCUGUGUGAGUUUCAAAGAGAUGACUGUGUGGGACAUCAGUGUAGGAACGGAGGGGUGUGUCAAGAUGCCCUGAACAGCUACAACUGUCUGUGUCCAUCUUACAGCGGCUACUCUGGUACCAGAUGUACCAGCCUGAGGCAGCCGUGUAAUGUGUUCCCAUGUUUAGCAGGCACCUGUACACCCUAUGACAACAUCCGCAGGAAGUGUUUCUGCUCUGCUGGAUUCACAGGAGAUUCUUGCUCUGUCAAUAUAGAUGAGUGUGCCUCAGCGCCCUGUCUCCAUGGAGGAACCUGCAUAGACGACACGGAUACCUUUCGCUGUGACUGUCCCUCUGGAUACACUGGUAAAUUCUGUGAGAUCCGCGACAAUGUCUGUGCAGUAUCCGUGUGUGGAGCUAAUGGAGAUUGUGUGGAUAACUAUGUGGAUGGAGUCACUCAGUGCAUCUGCAAUGAGAACUACCAGGAAAGUAAUGGUGUGUGUACUGUCGUAAACCAGUGUGACAACAGCCCCUGUCAGAAUGGUGGUACGUGCUCAGAUUUUAUUGGAGGCUACACCUGUGGAUGUCCUGUGGGGUUUACCGGACAUGUUUGCCAGCACAAUAUCGAUGACUGCAUCAGCAGCCCUUGUCUGCACGACGGCAUCUGCAUUGACAAGGUCAAUGGCUAUGAGUGUCUCUGUACCAAACCAGACACCGGACGUACAAACUGUGAAGACACCAAAGACAACUGCUCUCCCUUCCCGUGUGACCCCAACCACAGUCCCUCCUGUACAGACCUGUAUGAUGACUACAAGUGUAUCUGUGAGGCUGGCUGGACGGGAAAGAACUGCAGCGAGAGAGUUGAGGAUUUGUGUGCUAAGUCCCCAUGCCAGCACAACUCUGUGUGUAGAAACACAGCUGUGGGGUCGUACAGCUGUGACUGUCAGGUGGGGUGGACGGGCAGGAACUGUGAGAGUCCUGUAGACUUGUGCGUAAACAGCCAGUGUCAGAACAACGCUGUCUGUGUCAACACCAUUGUCGGCUUCUAUUGCAGAUGUCCACUUGGUUUCCGUGGUGACCGAUGUGAGACUCGGUAUGAUGUAUGCUCAGUAGCCAAUCAUUGUGUGGGGACAGGCAGUCAGUGUCAGGUGAUCAACGGUUUGGCCAAGUGUUCCUGUGCACAGGGUCAGUCAGGUGAUGGUUGUGAGCUGCAGGAACAGGUGUGUAAACCCAGCACCUGUCUGAAUGGAGCCACUUGCUAUGAAGUAGCUGGCAGGUUUACCUGUGGCUGUGUUCCAGGUUACACGGGAAGUCGCUGUGAGAGUGAUUUUGACGAGUGUGCUACUAUCAGCUGCCCAGUCGGACACUUCUGUGUGGAUGGAUUGAACACCUACCAAUGUCUCUGUCCAGACGGCAAAUAUGGAGAAGGCUGUAACAAAGAUAUCCCCUACACUGGAGACCUGGUGUUUGUACCGCACCUGCCCACCUCUGGUGAGACUGUGGAUAGCGGUGACCCACUGGUUCUCAACUCCACAGGCCUGACUGUCUCCUUCUGGGUGAGGUUCACUGGUCAGGGCCGCUUCACUCCAGGCACUAUCCUCACACUCUAUGGAUUAAACACCCCUGACAUCACUGGCCCUAAGACAGAGUUGUUACAGCUGGAUGGAGGGAAGGCUCGUGUCAGUUUCUCAGGUGAUGACCGACUCCUCCCUAACUCCCCGCAGAACAUCGCUGAUGGCUUCUGGCAUCAUGUAGCCCUGACAUGGGAUGGCAACUCCGGAAAUGUCAGGCUGUUCAUAGACAAGUACCCCGUGAACACAGUCUCGCCCUAUGGAAGGGGGAGGCGGCUUCCUCAGUAUGGUUGGAUAGUACUGGGUGGUCAGUUUGACCCGGACACUCAAACACUACGUCCCACUGGUCAGUUUGAGGGGAAACUGAGUCGUGUGGAGGUCAUCCCCCGUGCCCUCACCUACCCGGCAGAAAUCACUAGGCUUGCUGACCAGACCCCACCUACCUCCAACAGCCUUGUGGGUUUCUCUGACGGGCUGUUGACAGACCCGGAUGCCUCGCUGGAUUAUCAGGGAGAGCUCACUAGGAAUAUCUGUAGGCCAGGACUGGAGUGCGUCUCCAAUACAAAUGAUUCUUCUGCUGUGAAGUUGGUGAGCUGCCCAGGAAACCAGGUGGUUGUUGGUCAGAACCGUGUGGGCGGAUUAACCUGGACACCUCCUGUUUUUAGCAACAGCUAUAAUGUCACAUCCACAUAUGACUUAGGGGAUGAUUUUGUGUGGGGGACACACUAUGUAACUUACAUAGCCACAGACCAGCAUGGAGAAGCAGCCACGUGUACUGUCAGACUUCUCUACAGGAGAAACACAUGUGAAGAGACAGAGCCAGACAGCACGUCAGGUGGGCGUGUUACCUGUACUGACAUACCCCAGGGGCGCCUGUGCCGGGUUUCAUGUACAGUCUACAAGGAGGGCCUGUCCCAGGAAUCCCCCCAAUUUUACACCUGUAAUGUAUACACCAUGUGGGGCUCUGAUGAGAAACUGGUGCCCUUCCAGCUCCCAGCUUGUGCCAAAUCUGGGGACCGUCUGGUUAAUGCACUUGUCCGUGUGGAGUACAGCUUUAGCCGUGACUGUACCAGUGUGGAGGCUAGUCUGAGGGCUAACCUACGUGGAGCCUUCUCUGCUAUCAACUCAGACUGGGGCUUCGGGCUCUGUAACUCAGCCAGCUGUGAUGCUGUCCCCAUAAACAUCAACUGUACAGGCCAGUACAUGGAGGUCACCUUCAACGCCAUCAGAGAUCCCCUGACUUCAACCAGCUCCAGCAGUGUGCUCAAAAGCCCUGAUGUCAUCCUCAGGGAACAGAUCAUUGAUCAAGAUAAAAUCCACUUUGAGUCCAGCUCUGGGGCAUCUCCUGUUGAACAGACUUUAGAGGUGAUCUUAGUCCCGUACUGUCCCCCAGGCACACAGUUGAUUGGGGACACUUCCUGUGUGGAAUGUGGUGCUGGCACAUACUACAACAACAACACUGGCCACUGCCAGGCCUGUGACAAGGGUUUCUAUCAGGAGUUGUCUGCCCAGUUUUCCUGUGUCAGAUGUGGCCCAGGCACAACCACCCCUGACACGGGAACUCAGUCUAAAUCACAGUGCUAUGAAAGCUGUCCUCCUGGGGAAUACUACAGCCUGUCCCAGGAAAGCUGUAUGAGCUGCCCACUAGGAAACUACCAGAAUGGGUCAGGGCUCUUCUACUGUAUACCCUGUCCUCUGGGAAGAACCACCAUAAAUGUCAAGUCCACAUCUAGUGCGCAGUGUAUAGAUGAAAAUUUAAUAUUUGAGUCUACAACUCUUCCACUGUUCACUGUGGCACCACCCUCAACUGGAGAGAGCACAACGGGAUCAGGCUUGUCAGAUGGGGUUAUUGCUGCUAUUGUUCUAGCCAUCCUCAUCCUCCUCUUAUUGCUGAUCCUCUUAUUGCUUUGCUGCUGUAGGGACAGACUAGCUGCAUGCUUCCCAUGCUGUGCCACAGCUAGUAAGGUCAAACCAGAGCAAGGUGACAAGUGGCGCUAUGUCAGCAGAUAUGGUGCCAGCAAUGACAAGUUUGUAAACUACCGUCUGAGUGAUGUAAGAGAAAAGGGUAAAGUGUCUGGAGGGUUGCCGCAGACGCGCUGGACAUUCCAGGAAGACAAGGCAGCGCUGAUGAGGGACAUUGCCAGUGAGGGCUCCCAGACCCCUCCCCAGGUGGCCAGCUCAGUCGCACCGGUGUCUGCCUCUCCCACCAUCCUGCCAGCUCUACAGAUGUCCAGUGUGACUGACGAGUAAGUGUCACUUCAAGAGUUACUUCCUGCCAAUUAAUUAUGUACAGGCAUGAAUAGAGCAAAAAAUUCCACACUAAAAGUCUUUGACAUCCUCCUGUCAGACUUGACUAAAAGCAA